This is a messenger RNA of Penicilliopsis zonata CBS 506.65, 1181 nucleotides long. RefSeq lists its product as hypothetical. The transcript is spliced from 6 exons. Gene Ontology annotation, molecular function: metallodipeptidase activity. Gene Ontology annotation, biological process: proteolysis. The annotation marks the transcript as partial. The record is from RefSeq and is a predicted model, not a curated record. Lineage: Eukaryota; Fungi; Ascomycota; Eurotiomycetes; Eurotiales; Aspergillaceae.
CCAUGACUGUUGACGGGUAUGAAGACGCUGCACGGCGUCUCCUCUCCGAGGUGCCGCUGAUCGACGGACACAAUGACUUCCCUCUGAUGAUCCGUGGCUGGCACCAGAGCAAGCUCUACGAUGGCCUCGACGCCCACAAGAUGCCUCUCUUCCAUACCGACUGGACGCGACUGAGACGAGGGCAGGUGGGAGGGCAGUUCUGGAGUGCCUAUGUUCCUUGUCCUCCCCCAAACGCAGAGAAUAAUUUCUCCCUCUCUGUCCACCACGACGCCCUCCACCAGACUCUACAGCAGAUAGACCUGAUCCACGCCCUGGUAGAGCUGUACCCGGCUCAACUGGGGCUGGCCUGCUCGCCACGCGAGGUCUGGACUGUCUUCCGCUCUGGCAGGGUCGCCAGCAUGAUCGGGGUCGAGGGCUUGCACCAGAUCGCCAACAGCGCGAGCGUCUUGCGGAUGUUCUAUCGGCUGGGGGUGCGGUACAUCACUCUCACGCAUAACAGCAACAAUCUCUAUGCAGAUGCGGCGCUGGCGUCUGAUCAGGCACAUGGAGGUCUUUCCAUCCAAGGCCGCAAGAUGGUGCAGGAGAUGAACCGGAUUGGAAUGAUGAUCGAUCUCUCCCAUACAUCAGAGGCCGUGCAGCAGCAGGUUCUCGGCUUAUCUGUCGCACCAGUCAUCUUCUCCCAUUCAUCGUGCACCUCGCUAAGCCACCAUCUCCGCAAUGUGUCAGAUCCAGUGCUUGACAUGCUGCACCAGAACCGUGGCCUGAUCAUGAUCUCCUUCCUGCCCAAGCUGACCGACGAGCAGCCGCAACGACAGACCCUCGCCCGCGUGGCAGACCAUAUCGUCCACGUUGGCGAGCGUAUCGGCUACGAGCACGUCGGCAUCGGCUCGGACUUUGACGGCACGAUGCAUACGGCGCGCGGGACAGACGACGUUGCGUGCUAUCCGCAGUUGAUUGCAGAGCUGCUGCGCCGGGGGUUAUCGGAGGAGAGCGUGCGGCGGGUUGCCGGCCUCAAUCUGCUACGGGUGUGGGAGGAGAUCGACGCGGUGGCAGGGAAGCUUCAGACGGAGAAGCAGCCGAUGUUGCUGGAUGAGAUUGAGCCGAUGUGGGAUGAGAAGACGAGGCAGGAGGUGAUUGCCGCGAGGGCGUAGCAUAUUUUCUAAUAAAUCUAUAUCACAGGA